CCCGAGGAGAAGCGAAUGGCGCCGGUUCCCUGAGGCUGGGUUUCAGGGGACAGCCCCGGCCCUCCGGCGGCGGCGCGGCCGACAUGGCCUGUCGUCACAACGUCAUGCUGCUGCUGGAUACCGCGGGCGGCACCGCCGGCCACAGCCUGGCCCGGAGGGCCGCCCUGCGCCUCCUCAUCUACCUCAGCUGCCGAUUCGGCCUGGCCAGGGUCCGCUGGGCCUUCCGCUUCUUUGACUCCCUGGGGGCGCGGAGCCGGCCCUCCCGCGUGUCUGACUUCCGCGAGCUGGGGGCCCGCUCCUGGGAGGACUUCGAGGAGGAGCUGGAGGCCCGGCUCGGGGAGGGCGCCCCCGGCGCCCACCUGCCCGGCCCGGCGCCCAGGGCCACCCACACGCACGGCGCCCUGAUGGAGACGCUGCUGGACUACCAGUGGGACCGGCCCGAGAUCACGUCGCCCGCCAAGCCGGUGCUGCGCAGCAGCGGCAGGCGGCUGCUGGACGUGGAGAGCGACGCCAGGGAGGCCGAGGCGGCGCUCGGGGGCUUCGGGAACGCCGUCUUCCUGCUGGCGCCCUGCCCGCACUCGCGGAGGGAGCUGCUGCAGUUCGUGUCCGGCUGCGAGGCCCGGGCGCAGGGCCCGCUGCCCACCGCCAGGCAGCUGAUGGAGAAGCUGCUGCCCAAGAGGGUCCAGGAGGGCAUGCUCGCCCGGAAGAUCACCUUGUACUGGGUGGACACCGCCGGGAGGUCGCAGUUGCGGGAGUCCCCAGACCACCUUGGGUACUGGGCCGUAUGUGAACUGCUCCAGCAGGUAGGAGGCGCCAUCUUGCCCUCGGAAACGUGGAGCCAGGACAGGACCAGAGCUGGGGAGACUCCCCUGGGUGGCGACACGCAGCUGUCGAGUGAACCUGGCCUCUUGUGGACUUCAACCCUGCCGACCGACUCCACUCUGAACUGUUCGCUCUACAGCCCUCCUGAGUAUGAAGCCUCAUUUCCACGCACGGAAGGAACGUUAUUUCUCCCUGUUGAAGGCAAAGAGGUUCCAGAGGCCUGGGCAGUCGUCCUGGAGCCCUUGGCCAUGCAUCAGAGACACUUUCAGAAACCGGUCCGCAUUUUCCUAAAAGGCACGGCUGCCCAGUGGUCCCCGCCGACGAGCGGCACCGUGGGCAGUGACAGCUGGAUGCUGCGGAGUCCAGGGGAGUGUCCAUCAACCCAAAGGGCAUUAUUUCAGCAGCUGGUGGACAGACUGACCGCCGAAGAGUUACAUCUGGUUGCCUCCGUGGACCCUGGGGACGGCUGGCCGCCCAUCACCGGAGUUAUGUCCCUGCUGUCUGCCAGCGCUACAGUCCUCACUGUGUUCCGCGUUGAGGAGGCCGCAUUUCACAGACAUGUGCUCCAGGCAGUGGCGGCAGAGAGCCCUCAGGAUGCAGCGCCCCUCUUCCCCGGUGUUGUGGAUGUUGUGUUGAGCCAGACUCACACCCUGCUGGAAGGCCCCGCUGCCCCUGCGCCUCCCGGUCCAGAGUGGGUCCAGCAGGAGCUCGGCCGCACCGCGCCCUGGACCCCGGCGGUCACCGAGAGCUGGUUUCCCUGCUCCAACCUGAGUGGCGCCAGUUCCAGCCUGAUGGAGUCGUUUUGCUUACUGCAGGCCGCGCCUUCCAGCACGGAGGAGCCCUCCCAGACGGAGAGUGAGCUCACGCGGCGCCUGUCCGAGCUCUACCUGCGGAAGGCUCGCGAGGAGUCCGCGGCGCCUGGCCGGGAGGACCGCAGGAGGAAACGGGGCGUCCCUUGCACCCCGGUGAGGCAGAAGAUGAACACCAUGUGCCGCUCCCUCAAGAUGCUGAAUGUGGCGAGGCUGAAUGUCAAGGCUCAGAAGCUGCACCCGGAUGCCAGUCCAGAAGCCGCUGGGGAGAGGGGGGUCCAGAAGACAGCUGGCGGGAGAGCGGCCGCUAAACUGGAGAGCAGAGGGAGAAGGCGGAGCUCCAGACCAAGAGAUUUUAAAACCGAAGAGGAGCUACAGUCUUACCUGCAUGAGAAUUACCAGAAGACUGUGGCCGCAGGAGGAGCCGAGUUGCAUUCAUGUGCUGAGAACAUGAUCUCGACCGUGAAAGCUUUCCUGAAGUCCAGAGGCAGCCGGGACGCAGAGACGGACUGCCUGGACCAGGUGGAAAGGACCCUCUUGAAAACCAGCAGAAGUCUUAGGCAGAACAUAGGCAAGAACCUGGGGAAAGAAGACAGAGUCCGAGAGUGCCAGCUGCAGGUGUUCCUGCGUCUGGAGCUGUGUCGACAGUGCCCGUCGGUGCCCGACAGUGUGGGCGCCGUGGAGCGGGCGGUGGAGGAGGUGACAGAUUUGCUGCGCACGGUGUGUUUAACCGAGGAUUCGGCGUACCUGGCCAAGUUUCUGGAAGAAAUUCUGAGCUUGUACACGGACUCCAUCCCCGAGACACUCGGGAAACUCUACGACAGCCUGGGCUUCGUCAUCCCUCAGAAGCUGGCCGACGUCCUCCCGACAGACUUUUUCAGCGACGACUCCGUGACGCAGGACAGCCAGUCGCCGCGUCUUUCUGCGCCUCUUCCUUCGAGUGCUCCCAGGUCAGCGUCAGGCGGCGCCGAGUCCCACCAACUGGAGGAGCUUCGCACGCGGUCGGCGAAGAAGAGGAGUUCCAGUCCAGCCUGUAACCUCUACAAAGGGGAUGUUGACGGCUUCUCUCUGUUUAAAAGGAAAAACGCGUGGCGAAGACAUAAAAGCGUGGCGGAGGUCUCACAGAGUCGUCGUCAGAUUGAAAUUCCCAGAGUGUCCAAGAGAGCCGCCAAAAACGAGAACUCGCGCCCCGGCCUGCAGCAGCCGCCACUCCUUCCGAAGGACACGGUGCAAGAAGUGACCAAAGUUCGAAGAAAUCUCUUCAACCAGGAGUUUUCCCCGUCCAAGAGACCGGCCAAGCGCGGGCUGCCUCGCAGCCACUCCGUGUCCGCCGCGGAAGGCCUGGCGCGGGAGCUCGACGGCGCCGAGAGGACCACGGGUCACCGCAGGCUGCUGACGAGGACCGUGGCCGAGACUCCGGAGCACAAGCAGGUGUCCAGGAGGCUGCUGCACAGACAGGUCAAGGGCAGGUCCUCGGAUCCUGGGCCUGAUGUCGAUGUCGUUGAGGAGUCCCCGGAAAGAGAAAUCAGUCUGAGAAGAAGCCCUCGGAUCAAGCAGCUGUCACUCGGCAGGACAAGCUCUGGUCCCAUCUACCCCGUGUCUCCGCCGAAGGCUCGGAGUGUGCAAAGAGCUCCCUCGCUGCUGCGGGACAAGCCAGACCAAAGACAACAUUCUACCAUCCCAAGUGUUCAGUCUCCAAAGAAGCUUCUUUUCGGGGCAGUGUCCCAGAGGUUCAGCCCCUCCGAGAAGGGCGUGGCUCGGACCCAGAGGCCUCCAGGAAAGAUGCCGGCUGCUGAGCUGCCCGCAGACUCUCAGACCCCCAGGAAGAGUGCCCGGAAGUCUCCGAGCUCUCCUGCAGCUGCAGCCAGAAGGCUUCCUGGGACCCCGCAGACCCCGCUGCGCAGCCCUGAGGGGCGGCUGAAGCCCCCUGCGGCCUGGACCCCUGCCCGACAGGCGCUCUUCCGGUCCUUUCAGGAUUCCUCCACACACGGCUGCCAUCUACCUUCUCCACCUAAACUCCCCAUGCGGAAAGGGCGCCCCCUGCUGGAACGAGGUGCCUCUCCACUCGGAAAGAUACCCAGAACUCCUGGAAGGCCACACAUCCAGCCCCUUGGGUUUUUGCAGGAUCCUGCCUGGUCACCUGCCGUGAACUCCAGUCCGGAAAGCCCCUCUGCGCUGGCCACCACCGAGGUGCUGUCCACUGGCCAGUGCAGGUCCGGGAGUCCGACUUUCGGCAGGGGCUCUGUCCAGUUGCCUCCUGGAGAGGCAAGGACCGGGAUGCGAAGGGACACAGCCCUCGUGGGCACACCUCCCAACCAGAAUCGCCAACAUCCCUGCAUCCCCAGAGCCACUCAGGGGGAGGAGCCAGCACAGAAACGGAAGGUCAAAGCUGUCAGAACCCCAGAGAGACCCAGGGACACACCCAUAACGCCUUCCCCACCUGGUUCUCCAAAGGAGCCUCUGCCCUCUCCCGUCUGUGAGGCUGCCCGGAGCCCACUCGGGACCCCUGCGGCAGAGUCCCCUCCCCCUGCACAGCCGGACUGGGGAGCACUCUGGGAUCCGGGCAGCGGGGCCCCGUCUCUCUCGCACCCCACCCCUUCGGCUGCCCCCAGAACCUGGCAGAGCGCUGAACCGGACGUCACGCCCGGCCGGCCCCCCGCUCACAUCGGGACGAGGGACAGUGGGCCCUCUGAUGCGGAGGGCAGCUUCCCGGAGGGCGAGCCCAGCACCUCGGCUGCCUUCACCGACACCAGGAAGCACCCGAAGGACGCGGACCCCGCCUCCCCUGGGCCACCCCAAAGGCUCCCUGACCCUGGGCCUGGCUGCAGCAGUGACUGGUGCCGCUCCUCCCCUUCACUCGGCGCGGGGGACACGGGGCGCCUCACUCUCCUGGAAGAAGCCGAGUGCCGUGGCGCCGGGGACCCAAGCAGCGGCCCUGAGGGGCUGAGGACGGGCGCUACCGAUGAGAGGCCCUCUCCGUCUCCCCUCGGGGAUCCCCUGCCGUCCCCUCCUCGCUCCGGGCCCGGCUCCCCCCUGACGCCAUCCUGCGCCCUGCACUGCUCUGACCACAGAGGGCUGCGCGGGGCAGCCACUCCCACCUGGCGCUCAGGCGUGCCCGCCAAGGUGCAGACCUACGAGGUGGAACUGGAGAUGCAGGCUUCCGGGGUGCCCAAGGUCCGAAUCAAGAAGAGAGACGCCAGCCCUCGGUCUGAAGCCGAGCCGCCGAGGCGGGCGCAGAGCGUGCCGCCCGGUCUCGGCACGCCCAGGGGCAGCAAGCCCUCCUGCAAACUGGAGACCACCUACACGUCAACCCCCUGCCUCCGCCCCUCGCACAGCAGCCCCGGCAGGAGUGGGGGGCAAACCUACAUCUGCCAGUCCUGCGCCCCCAGCACCCCCAGCCCGUUCCAGACGGACGCCGGGGUCCCGUGGACACCAUCUCCCAAGCACAGCGGGAAGACGACCCCCGACGGGAUCAAGGACUGGCCCCGCAGGAAGCGGGCGACGCUCUGCGGCCCGGGCACCGCCGCGGGGAGGGGCGACGCUGGCACAGACCUUCCUGCGGGCGGGCCGCUGCUCCCGCCGGAGGACAAGGAGCCUGGCCUCCGGCUCGGCACCGGCAGGUCUCCCCUCCUGGGGGACUUUGAGCUCGAGGGGGUGUAUCAGCUGCCAGACCGAUCACCUUCCGGGGACAGCGAGUCUAAGGCCGAGGAACCCUUCUCCUGGGGACAGUUCGGGUUGGGUCCCAGGAAGAGACUGCUUUCUGCCGAGGAGGAGGCCGAGUGGGAAGCCAGGAGGGUCCGUGACAGGCUGAGAGGAGACUCGGAAGUUGGUCAGAGCGAGGAGAGGUCCCCGGGGAUGGGCGUGCAGCAGCUCCCCACCGAGGGGGUCGACGAGGCGCCAGUUUCCCGUUCCCCGCCACCGCCCGGCUGCGCCCCGCGCAGCUGCCUGUCCGCCACCGGGCUCCAGGCGCUGACCCAGUCCCCUCUGCUGUUUCCAGGGAAGACGGGCCCCGCGCAGCGCAGAGACGCCGCAGACGAGGACACGGACGUGUUUCCCCUGACGACCGAGGACUCACCCUUCAGCCAAGCCUUUUCCAGGCGACGCCCCAUCAGCAGAACCUACUCGCGGAGGAAGCUGAUCAGCUAGUGAGGAGGGCCGGGCCGGGGACCGACAGCCACAGACACUGAGGAGCCGGUCGGGCACUCCUGCUCCCCACAGAAGCAUGUGCCCUGACUCGGAAUGGAACUGGCAACCCUUUGGUUCACAGGCAGGGUGCUCAAUCCACAGAGCCACACGAGCCAGGGCAAAUCAGUCUUACCAUGGUCAGUCAGGGAUGGAAUUCUGGAUACUACCUUCGACCUGUUUCAGCAAACAACACCUGAGCAGCUGUACUGAGCAAUUGUUUGCUGAAAUAACCCUGGUUCUUGGCAAGCUAGGGGAGAACACGCCCUGAUUAAAGGGACAAGGCUUGGAAGGAAUGGGACCGCAGAACAAUAUGUGAGGGAUUGAAAGGGAGACCAUCAUUCAUGCAUUCUAGUAACUCAGAAUCUGUGAAAUCUGAGUGGAAUGAGCCCGUCAUACUGUGUGCACAUGCACAGAUGCACAGUACUGCAGUUCACCACACAGUGGAACCUUGGCUCUUAAACUGAACUUGUUCUGAAAGGCUGUUUGAGCAAAGCAAUUUAUUUAAAAAAACAAAUUAUUCAUACUUGUGCAUCCUCUCCUUUGUCACCCGAGACAUACGACUGAUCACACACAUUUUUUUUUUCUGUGAAUGACCUCAUGGGGAAUGGGAUUGUUCAAAAUGAGAGACAGUUGCCCUGACUGGUGUGCCUCAGUGGGCUGGGCAUUGUCCUGUAGGCCAAAAGGUCAGUCGUUCAAUUCCCUGUCAGGGCGCAUGCUUAG
This is a messenger RNA of Phyllostomus hastatus (greater spear-nosed bat), 6536 nucleotides long. RefSeq names its product TOPBP1 interacting checkpoint and replication regulator (gene TICRR). The transcript is spliced from 22 exons. The record is from RefSeq and is a predicted model, not a curated record. NCBI's taxonomy places the organism in Eukaryota, Metazoa, Chordata, Mammalia, Chiroptera, Phyllostomidae. Gene Ontology annotation, cellular component: nucleus. Gene Ontology annotation, molecular function: chromatin binding. Gene Ontology annotation, biological process: regulation of DNA-templated DNA replication initiation; mitotic G2 DNA damage checkpoint signaling; DNA replication. Bases 84 to 5777 code for a protein of 1897 amino acids.